AUGAGGAGGUAUGGAAAGAUGAGGAUAGUGGCUGACACGCUUAAUGUGGGCAGCGAGACGGCAGUUAUUCGAGUUCGACCCCGAUUCGCAGUGCGAUUGUUGCCAGGCGAGAGAGAUGAAAGCAGGGACUGGCCGGUCGGACAGCCCGACUACUUGCAGUUUACGCUCUACAAGCGCAACAAGGGAAUGACAUCCAUGGUUAAUCAGCUCGCGUCCAUGUUGAAGGUUCCCCCGACGGCGUUUUCGUAUGCAGAAGUGAAGGAUAAGCGCGCAAUCACCACACAGCUUUGUACGGUGUAUCGUGUGCCUAAAAAUCGGGCGCAGCUUGUGCUUCGUCCAGGCGGUUCGAAAAAGCUGGAAGAACAGCCGUAUCUGGUGGGCGAUAUGCGUUACGUGUCACGGAAGAUUGAGCUUGGCGACUGCGCUGGCAACCGCAUUACCAUGGUGAUUCGAUCGUUGCCUGAAGAUGAAAAGGAGCUGUCGAAGGACGAUGUGAGUCAGGCAGUGAGUAGCUGGGAAACACGCGGGUUCGUUAACUUUUUCGGGUUACACCGUUUCGGUAAAACCAGCACUUCUUAUCAUUUGCUUGGACGUGCAGUGUUGCGCAAGGACUACAAAAUGGCUGUGUUGUUAGUACUCCGCCCACAAGAGGGCGAAGCUAGUAAGAUCCGCGCUGCAAGAGAAAGUUUUCGUCAGCACAAAGAUAUGACAGCCGCUCUGCGAAUGCUUCCUCCGUACCUGGUACUAGAACGAGCGGUCCUCGAAGGCCUCCAACAGCAUGGUUUGGAUGCACACGAACCAGCCUUCAAUACCAUUCCGAAGCAACUCCGUGUAUCGUUCGUACAAGCGUACCAGUAUUUCGUGUGGAAUGAGAUGGCGAGUAUGCGAAUGGCGAAGUUUUCAUCGACGUCAGCUGUUGUUGGCGACCUUGUCCUUGCGAAGAACAUCGGGUUGAGAACGUCAGAAAGCCAUGUCGGAACAAGCGAACCGACAAGGAAGCGACAACGGACUGAAAAGAGUGCAAAGAGACAACCCGUGCAGGAGACUGUGGAACUCACUGAGGAUAACGUGGACCAAUACUCGAUCGAGGAUGUGGUGCUGCCACUGCCAGGACAUGCAAUUAAGUACCCCACCAACGAAAUCGGCACUGCGUACCGGAAAAUGCUUACGACAGACGGUAUCGAUUUGAAUGCGCAUUUCGGUCCGGACGGAAGUCAAGCAUACAUACUAGACGGAUCGUACCGCCACAUAGUGAAAAAGCCUACUCGCGUGUCAUUCCGGUUGGAGCGCUACACGGAUCCGAACAAACCUUUGGUUUCGAACGAUGUCGACGCCUUACUCGCAGACUCGUCUGCAUUUUCGCACGAUACCAUUUCUCGAGAGAUCGCAGCAGAAAAUGCGUCGCAAGAAUCUACGGAAGGCACACCUUAUCGUGCAUUAGUGCUUGAAUUUGAUCUGGACUACGGCGUGGACGCAACAGCUGCUGUCCGUGAGUUAUUGAAGCAGAGCGGCAGCAUGCAAGUUAAUUGGCAGACGUCCAUCUCCCAGGCAGCGAAGGACAAAGCCACAAGAAACAUCGGUGGCGUGUCUAAUGUAGACUCUGGAUCGACCGGCUCUAGAACUGCUACGUCAGGCACCAAAGCUGGCCAAGGCGACAUGCGCAAGGUCAUCAAAGCUCAGAAAACGACUCAAGUGGCCAUCGGUCGUCCAGGAUUCAGCCUUGGCAGGUCAUAA
This is a messenger RNA of Peronospora matthiolae, 1734 nucleotides long. NCBI's taxonomy places the organism in Eukaryota, Oomycota, Peronosporomycetes, Peronosporales, Peronosporaceae. The record is from the annotation of a GenBank genome assembly.